AUGGAAGGCGGUAGUCAAGAGACCGGGGCUCGAGGGCAUACAGUAUUCCUGGACGCGACUGAGGCGCCACACGACGACGCUGUCGGGGCCAGAAUGCCCCGAAGUGCGCAAGAACAUCCGGUCCGACGUGAGACAGAGGUGUCCGGCCGAAGGGAGGAUUUGAAGCUGCUGGUGGACAACAUAAUAUCGGUGGCGGAGCUGUUGGGCCUGGUGGAGGAGGGAGUUGAGGCGGCGGCCACAGAAACACACGUUCUUGCAGACGAGAAGGAUGACGAGAGGAAGCAUGAGGAAGACGGGGGACAGGCGGGGGAGCAGGAUAAUUAUGUAGAGGAGGAACAGGAGGAGGAAGAGGAGGUGGAGGAUAAGGACCAAGAAGAGGGGGAGGAGGAGGACGACGGGGAUGAGGAUGAGGAUGAGGAAGGUGAUUUUCAAGAGGAGGAGGAGUGGGAGGAGGAUGACGAUGAGGAUGAGGAUGAGGAUGUGGAAGAUGAUUUUCAUGAGGAGGAGGACGACGAGGAGGAGCAGGAUCAUAAGAGAAGUAGGAGGAGGAGAAGUAGGAGGAGGAACAGGAACAGAAGGAUUAGGAGUAAGAGGAGAAGGAGGGGGAAGAAGGUCAAAAGCCGACGAUCAGGGGGAGGAGGAGCAGGGGCAGCAGCAGCAGCAGCAGGAGCAGCAGGAGGCCUUACAAAAGGAGCAGAAAGAGAAGGGGGAGGAUCAGGAGCAGAGAGAUUAGGAGGAGGAUGGGGAAGAGUUAAGGGAAGUUGCGGAGCAGGAAGGGGGGGAGCAGGGGCAACAGGAUUUACAAGAAGAGCUGCAGGAGGAAGAGGCAAAGCUGGGAAAGGAGGAGAAGGAAGAGAUGGAGCUGGGGCACGAAGAGCAGGAGCUGAGGAGCAGGAGAAGGAGGAACCAAAGUGGAAGGAGCAAGGUGGCUGGUGCCUGGCGAACGCACGGGAGCUGCAGGUGAAGCAGGAGGAAGAGACGCAGAUGAGUGCAAGCCUACAUCCUUUCCUGUCCUUGCUCGAGGCUCUUCAGACGGAGGUGCAGCCCUUGAAUACACAUGCCAGCCGGGAGGACUCUCAACUCAAACCCAGCAUAUGGCAGAGGCGGCAGCGUCAUCUGCAACAGAGAAGUGCCCUUAUCCAGGGCAUCCGUGGUUUCUGGGCCAAGGCUUUUGUGAACCACCCUCAGAUGUCAGCCCUGAUUAGUAAGCCCGAUGAAAGCAUGCUUCGCCACAUGACCAAUUUGAAGGUGGAGGAACACAAGUUUCCCAGGGAAUGCCGGAAGAUCCUGCUGUUUUUUGGCAAGAACUCCUACUUCCAGAACGAAGUCGUUACGAAGGAGUAUGUCCUAGGCCUUGCUGGGCAUAGGGCGUCUCAUUCCAGUCCCAUCCAGUGGUACCCAAGGUACAGACAGGAGGCCUACAGACGCAGGCAUGACAACAGCAGCCUCAACUUCUUCAACUGGUUCUCUGACCACAGCUUUGCCGGCUCUAGCAGGAUUGCUGAGAUAAUCAUAGAGGAUCUUUGGCCCAAUCCCCUGCCGUAUUUCAAGAUGAAGGAGGCCCCAGGAGAGAGAACUGAGAGGGAAAGACGUGAGCAGCCAAGGGUGUGGGCACUGAAAUAUGUGCCGUGGGGUCCGUGGCACAAUUCUCUUCUGCAUGGAGGCACCGAGACUCACAGUGGCACAGGAGGCUUAAGCCCUGUGUCCAACACGCCAUGUGAGACUUGUGAGAAGACUCCCAAGUGCAAACACCAGCAGGCGCUCAGGGUGGUCGCCUCGUCCCAGGCAGCCUGUGUUCCUUUGCCUGAGUGCCAGGACAAAGGCUGCCGCAGCCACAUAGGGAACGAUGGACUUGUGAGGCCUUAG
Neofelis nebulosa (Clouded leopard) is the source of this 1866-nucleotide messenger RNA. Its product is annotated as testis-specific Y-encoded-like protein 5. Gene Ontology annotation, biological process: nucleosome assembly. The record is from RefSeq and is a predicted model, not a curated record. The coding region runs from base 1 to 1866 and encodes 621 amino acids. NCBI's taxonomy places the organism in Eukaryota, Metazoa, Chordata, Mammalia, Carnivora, Felidae. The transcript has 7 exons. Gene Ontology annotation, cellular component: chromatin; nucleus. Gene Ontology annotation, molecular function: chromatin binding; histone binding.